This is a messenger RNA of Talaromyces rugulosus, 1635 nucleotides long. RefSeq lists its product as uncharacterized. The record is from RefSeq and is a predicted model, not a curated record. Gene Ontology annotation, molecular function: ATP binding; nucleic acid binding; 3'-5' DNA helicase activity. Gene Ontology annotation, biological process: double-strand break repair via homologous recombination. The coding region runs from base 1 to 1635 and encodes 544 amino acids. The transcript has 4 exons. NCBI's taxonomy places the organism in Eukaryota, Fungi, Ascomycota, Eurotiomycetes, Eurotiales, Trichocomaceae. Gene Ontology annotation, cellular component: chromosome; cytoplasm.
AUGGUAGAUCAUCGAAAUCAGCGCCCAAGGGUAGAUCUCGAUUUUACAUUACGACGCGUUUUUGGAAAAUCCUCCUUUCGCCCACUCCAACGUGAGGUUAUAUCGGCGGCGAUAGACGGCCAUGAUGUGUUUUUACAAGCUGCUACAUCCUUCGGGAAGAGUCUGUGUUUUCAAUUGCCAGCUGUUGCCAGCCAUGGUGUCACACUUGUGGUAUCUCCACUUCUUUCUUUGAUGUUGGACCAAGUCACUGCUCUCGAAGCCAAUGGGAUUCCCGUUGCCACCAUCAAUGGCAAAACGCAGUACGCCGAGAGAAGAGAGAUCAUGGAUGAUCUCUUGUCUGGUCAUCCUAAAAUCAGACUACUCUAUGUGACCCCAGAGUUUUGCAGCACUGAAACCUUUCGGCGCCACCUGACAAGGAUCCAUGCACAGGGGGAGCUCACCCGUGUUGCUAUAGAUGAAGCCCACUGUAUCAGCGAAUGGGGCCAUGAUUUUCGACCAGCGUAUAAAGAACUUGUCUGGUUCAAAAAGAAUUUCACAAACCCUCCUGUGCCCAUCACAGCCCUUACCGCAACGGCUACUGCUCCCAUACGCACGGAUAUCAUUAACCUACUAGGACUUGAUGUCAGAACACUCAAAAUGUUUAACACGCCAUCUGCGCGGCCAAAUAUUCACUAUGAAUUAAGGUACAUACCUAAUUCCGACGAUCCGUGUGAAGAUCACCAAUUACAAGAUUUCUUAACGUGGUUGAAUCAAGUCAAAGGCCGCCGUGACUCUCGUCUCGGCUCUAAUGAAAGCAAACCUCCUAUAAUGACUGGAAUCAUCUACGUGCCCAUGCGAUCAACGGCGGAUAGUCUUGCGGAGAUGCUGUCACACUCAGGAAAUGACAUUCAGGCAAUACCUUAUCAUGCUGGACUACGAAACGAAGAGCGAAAUAGGAUCCAGAAAAUGUGGACGUCCAACACACCGUCUUUGAAUACUGAUAACGAAUCUACUCCCGCAUUUUCCAUAAUUGUCGCAACAAAUGCAUUCGGGAUGGGGAUCGACAACCCUCAUGUCCGUUUUGUGGUCCACUGGACACCCCCACGAAGUUUCGAGGGUUUUGUUCAGGAAUCAGGCCGUGCAGGAAGAGACGGACGGGCUGCGUUGUCCAUCGUAUACUACAAUCCUGACGAACGAGAACGAGUUUCGCAGCGAAUACGAAAGGAUGAUAAUGCUACAGGCCGCUCCGCUCGCCGCUACACACCUCAAACCCCAGAGGCAAAAGAGCGCACACUGCAGGCGCGUGUCCAAAGUUUUAAGAAAGUCGUUGACUACUGCGAAAAGACAUGGCGAUGCAGACAUGACAUUAUCAAAGAGUUCUCCGGAGAUUAUGAACUCGAGAUGAUGGGAAGUACCCAAGACUGUAUCUCGAGCCAGUUUACCUUGUCAUCAUCACCAUUAGCAGGCAAUCUUCCUCCGUCACCUUGUGAUUACGCAUGUGACGUUUGCAAGUACGGUGCAGAAGAGAUCAAAAAACGGAAACGAGACAUGUGGAUAAAUUCGGCCGGUGCCGAUGGGUUGUCCGGGGGGCGAUCUAUGUUUGGACAUAGUGGUAUCGACCACAUUAUCGAGAUGGUGUUUCCCAACGGUUACUAG